This is a messenger RNA of Budorcas taxicolor (takin), 1135 nucleotides long. It is a transcript of the gene TPRG1, whose product is annotated as tumor protein p63 regulated 1. The record is from RefSeq and is a predicted model, not a curated record. The coding region runs from base 127 to 969 and encodes 280 amino acids. Lineage: Eukaryota; Metazoa; Chordata; Mammalia; Artiodactyla; Bovidae. The transcript is spliced from 6 exons. Gene Ontology annotation, cellular component: cytoplasm.
CUCUCUUUAGCAGCAGCCUUCCUGUCUGGAAAGGAAACACUGCUCUGAUUGGAGAUAUUGGCCAUUUUACAGACUUCAAAGCAACUUAGGCAACUGCACAGACAAGAGGGAGAACAGGCUAAAGAAAUGUCAAGAAUUGGGAGCUUUGAGGGUUUCCAGCCUGUGUCUCUGAAGCGAGAGGAAGAUGACCAACCUUCUGAGAUGGAUCAGCUGUCCGUGGAGGAGAGGGAGCCAGAAACACAGGUCCCAGCGCCAAAGCAGAUUUCAAGGCUGCCAAGUGUCGUUGAAUCAGCUCUCUACCCGAAUCCCUAUCACAAGCCUUAUCUCUCACGGAAGUACUUCGUCACUCGGCCAGGGGCCAUUGAGACCGCCAUAGAAGACUUGAAAGGCCAUAUUACCAAGACUUCUGGAGAGACAAUUCAAGGCUUCUGGCUCUUGACAGAGAUAGACCACUGGAACAAUGAGAAGGAGAGGAUUUUGCUGAUCACAGAGAAGACUCUCUUAAUUUGCAAAUAUGACUUCAUCAUGCUCUGCUGUGUGCAGUUGCAGAGGAUCCCCCUGAGUGCUAUCUAUUGCAUCUGCCUGGGCAAGUUUUCCUUCCCUGCGAUGUCACUGGACAAGAGACAAGGAGAAGGCCUCAGGAUCUACUGGGGGAGUCCUGAGCAACAGUCACUGUUAGUCCGCUGGAAUCCGUGGUCCACUGAGAUGCCUUUUGCUACCUUCACUGAGCACCCUAUGAAAGACACAAGUGAGAAGUUUCUCGAAAUUUGCAAGUUGUCUGCGUUCACAUCUAAGCUUGUUCCAGCUAUCCAGAAUACCCACAAGAAUUCCACUGAAUCUGAAAGAGGAAAGGGAUUGAUGGUGCUCACUGAACCCAUUUUGAUUGAGACCUACACUGGGCUAAUGUCAUUCAUUGGAAACCGAAACAAACUUGGCUAUUCCCUUGCCCGGGGGAGUAUUGGUUUUUGAUACUCUUUUUGGUGGAUAAAGAAAUCAUCCAUAGCUACAUGAUUAUUGAAGAUUCUGUUUCAGCUCACCAUAUUUUUAGAUUGAAAUAAUCAACUACUUUUAAAUGGUAUCACAUGAUUUUAAAUAUUUAGUAUCUUAGGAGAUCAAAAACUUUGAUUAGACUGAU